Messenger RNA from Sebastes umbrosus (honeycomb rockfish), 4392 nucleotides. RefSeq names its product acyl-CoA synthetase family member 3 (gene acsf3). Gene Ontology annotation, molecular function: medium-chain fatty acid-CoA ligase activity. Lineage: Eukaryota; Metazoa; Chordata; Actinopteri; Perciformes; Sebastidae. Bases 168 to 1934 code for a protein of 588 amino acids. The record is from RefSeq and is a predicted model, not a curated record. Gene Ontology annotation, biological process: fatty acid metabolic process. The transcript has 11 exons.
AGUAGAGGCAGGAACCAUUCAAACGUCUCAUGUGGUUUCAUGUCGGAAGAGUAAUGCUGCUGCGCCGUCCUUCACUACAAGACGUACCGGCUUAAUGUUUUGAUGCAAGAGGCAGACGAUGGAGUUAUCUUGAGGUUGUGACUCUGGAGGGUCUGAACAGCUCAAACAUGCUGUCAGGACUUGUUGCUGCUGCCUCCCACUCUCUGAAGUGGACAUUACCUCACUGGAAAGCCACUCUUCACAGAACUUACAGCCCAUCAAAGCCAGGGCAAUGGCUACUGGGAACUGUGGUUCAAAGAGGGGCUCAUAGAUGGACUACAGCACCAUCUUCGAGGAUAAACCAGAAGCCAGUGUUUACCAGAGCGCCAGCAUUUGGAGAUAAGCUUGCAAUCAUAGACAGCAGUGGCAGCCACAGCUACAAGCAGCUAUAUCGCAGCAGCUUAGGUCUUGCAGGUAGAAUCAGCACAGCUCUCACCUCUGACUUUGGGGGUCUGGAAGGAAAACGAAUCUCCUUCCUGUGUGCUAAUGAUGCUUCCUAUACAGUGGCACAGUGGGCGGCUUGGAUGAGUGGUGGGACGGCAGUGCCACUCUACCGAAAACACCCUGAAUGUGAGCUGGAGUACAUCAUCUCUGACUCCCAGAGUUCACUGCUGGUGGCGGGGCAUCCCUACGCCGAAACACUCGAGCCACUGGCACAGAAGCUGGGGCUGCCAUGCCUGACGCUGCCCCCUGCUUCUAACCUGGGCACUUUAGAUGGGGCAGACACCCAAGAGACGGAGACAGGAGACAUCACAGACUGGGCUGAUCGACCAGCUAUGAUCAUAUACACCAGUGGUACCACAGGGAGACCCAAGGGAGUCCUACAUACACACAACAGCAUCCAAGCCAUGGUCCAGUGUCUGGUCUCAGAGUGGGCGUGGUCCAGAGAUGACGUCAUCCUCCACACCUUGCCGCUCCACCACGUGCAUGGCAUCGUUAACAAGCUCCUGUGCCCGCUCUGGGUGGGCGCCACCUCCGUCAUGCUACCUGAAUUUCAGCCCCAAAAGGUGUGGGAGAUGCUGUUGAGCUCCAAGGCGCCCCUGGUUAAUGUCUUCAUGGCUGUGCCAACUAUCUACUCUAAGCUGAUCCACUACUAUGAUCAGCACUUCACACAGCCUCACGUCAAGGACUUUGUCAAAGCGGUCUGCAAAGAGAGGAUCAGGCUGAUGGUUUCAGGCUCCGCUGCUCUCCCUCUCCCCACUCUGCACCGCUGGGAGGAGAUUACAGGACACACACUGCUGGAACGCUACGGCAUGACUGAGAUCGGCAUGGCACUGUCCAACCCUCUCAAGGGCCCACGCAUCCCAGGGGCUGUAGGGAUGCCACUUCCCAGUGUCGAAGUACGGAUUGUCAUGAAUAACACAACCAACACCACAAUUGUGGAGGGCAAUCACCGCGAGACUCAGGUACGUCCAGGUCUGGAGGGUAAAGACGGGGAGCUCUUAGUUCGAGGUCCGUCCGUCUUUAAGGAGUACUGGAACAAACCUCAGGAGACCAGAGAGUCCUUCACUGAUGACGGCUGGUUCAAAACAGGAGACACCGCGGUCUUUAAAGACGGUGUGUAUUGGAUCUUGGGCCGCAGCAGUGUGGACAUCAUCAAGAGUGGUGGCUACAAGAUCAGUGCACUCGAGGUGGAGCGUCACCUACUGGCUCAUCCAGACAUCAUAGAUGUGGCUGUGAUCGGGGCCCCAGAUGCCACAUGGGGUCAGAAAGUCACUGCAGUGGUGCAGCUGAAGAACGGGCAGAGUAUGACCCUGCCAGAGCUGAAGACCUGGGCAAGGGAGCACAUGGCGUCCUACACCAUCCCCACAGGCCUGCUGCUGGUGGAGGAGAUGCCAAGGAAUCAGAUGGGCAAGGUCAACAAGAAGGACCUCCUGCGACACUUCUUCCCAUGACUGGACCGUCUCGUUGACAACAUACAGGUUCCUGGAAGAACCGCAGAUCUGUGGUUACACAGGUGUGAUGAGAGCCUGAAGGCGAAUUCUCCAGCAAGGCACAACACCACAGCUGGAUGCCCCGCACUCCAUCUGACUAACCCUCUCGCUCCGCUCGCUCUUCUCACCUCUCAUCCUUUCUCAUCGCCGUUCCUCCAAUACUUCACCUCUUCUGUCUUCAUCACAAGUCAAAACAGAUUGCGGUGGCACCGGGACCAACUUGACUGUGAAGACUCCUUUUGAAUGAGCCCUGGCGUGUUGCCAGAAUAGGCAGAGAGUGUGCGAGGAGAUGAAAGAAAAAAAAAGGCACAGAGAGAGGAGCAGAAAUAUGAAGCAGGACUGUCGGAGAGAUCGGAGCUGUAACAAGAGCUGGCUCAAGAAAGUUGAUAGAAGAGAGACAGAAAUGAAGAAAGUCAGCGUAGGGUUUUGAACAAGUGAUAUGCAAAGGAUUUGGAGAGAAAAAAGGCACUAAAAUUCGUUUGAGAUAAACAGUCGUGAUGAACAGCCAGAGAAUUGAAGAUGGAAAGAAACACAAGUGCAACCCCCAGCCGAUACAACCUCCUGUCCACACACACAUACACACUCUUGUCCGCCCACAGUCACCAGAGACCUGAUUAAGAGAGCAGAGCUAUCGAUCUGUGGGCUGGCAGGCUAGGAUGGAUGAGCAGGCAGGGCUGCAGGAGCACCAGAGGACAGCUUCAGUGCCCCCAAAUCCCCCCGCCGCCCCACCCAACCACCCACGCCAGACCUGGGAGUCGGCCAGGGCCACGGGCGGGAAGGCUGGAGCUGCCACGCCGAGGCUGCAGCUAGGGUCAAACAGAAAACUGAAGAGUGUAGAGCUGUUGUGCAGUAAUAGAUGGACUCUACUGUAGGUGUAUGCGUGUGUUUAAGGGGGCACUCAGGACAGGUUCCAGUGCCUCCCUGGUGCACGAGGCUGGUGGAUAUUCCCCGGACUCAAGCUUGAUGGAGUACUCGUGCCCUUGAACUACAUCCACCUCCCUCUCUCAAACACACACACACAUUCAAACACUCCCUGCCUGUGUUUGCUGGAGCAUGGUGGAAGAGGUUGUCUGCAGAUGGCUGCUUAUUGGGCCCCAGGGUCCUGGAGGGUGGGUUAUGGGGGACACCGGUGAGGUUGUGUAUGUGUUGGAGACACAUGGAGAGAUUGGAUUGAAUGGCAAAGGUUUAAAAGAAGCAGGUGAUGUUAUAAAAAAGAUGACGGGGGGGGGACUUUAUAUUGUCAUCUUGUUUUGGUGUCUUUUUACUUUGUCACAGUUUCACUUUUAAUGUAAGCCUGCCUGCACGAUGAUAUUUAUUUACUUUUCAAGACUAGUUUAGCUUCCUGUUGAGACGACGGACACAUUAGGUUAUAACAGGAGUCAGCUGGCGUCACGAGCUAACAGAGGAUUGAAACAGUAUUACAUUUCAAAGUGAGAUUUUUUAUUACAUCGAGCACACUGAUUGAAUGCCAGCUCAUUCAAUCAUUGAUUCAUUUUCUCCACUCGCUUUUCAGAGUGGUAUCCCAGCAUACACCUGGUUGAAGGCAGACAGAAAAGCCUGACAGUGUGCAACUUUGUCUCAGGGCUGACAGAGACCAUAUGGGCAGUCAAUUAGGUUGUUACAAACAGAACAAAGUACACAAGGACAGGUAUGAUCUAUAUCCAUAUCCAUAUUUUCUGAACAAAAGUUACAAAGUACUUCAGAAUAAAAGCAAUUAAAGAGCAACAGCUGAUCUCCAGUGGUUUAACCUCCAGGGUGUCAGUACACGGUGACAUCACUGUUGGGUGUGCAACAGAACCCCUCUGACCACACCCAGGAGUGAUACUGCUGAAAUAGUAUGACAUUUUAGGGAAUAGUCUCAUUUGCCUACUUACCAAGAAUGGUAUCAAUCUUCUCAUCUAAUCGGAUUAUUUAAAUACCAAGUAGUGAACAAUUCCAAGUUUAGAGGCAUAGACAGCCUCUGGAAAACCCGGUUAGCCGACCGAGAGUCUUAGGGUGCUUUCACAAGCCAACAUUUAGCCCGUUUCAAUGUAACUCUGUUGAACACAGGUAAACAACAGGUCAACAUGAGUACGAGAGGACUGACCUGGAUUCCUGUAGAGGUCCGAUGUUUGCGUGACAUCUGGGCCAAAGAGAACAAACAGGAUAGAUGAUUAAAGUCCACAAAAGUAAUGACGUUUAUAAAAUCAUUCGAGAUUACCUGGAGAACAAGACUCGGCCACAACCGAGUAUAUGGCUGUUAUACAGAUAGUCAGUGGUCUGUUUAUACUUUCAAAUACAGCGGUGCAUGUCCACCAGGUCCAGCGAGGACACUAGUGGACACACUGCUCCACUCAACUGGGCGUUCAAGCGGUUGCAUACCCUAUCGUUGAAUGCACCUGAUUGGUCCCUGGUUUUCUGCUUGCCGUUUCAAACGGGA